This is a messenger RNA of Aedes albopictus (Asian tiger mosquito), 3872 nucleotides long. It is a transcript of the gene Naa15-16, whose product is annotated as N-alpha-acetyltransferase 15, NatA auxiliary subunit. The record is from RefSeq and is a predicted model, not a curated record. The coding region runs from base 225 to 2930 and encodes 901 amino acids. The transcript has 6 exons. Gene Ontology annotation, molecular function: protein binding. Lineage: Eukaryota; Metazoa; Arthropoda; Insecta; Diptera; Culicidae. Gene Ontology annotation, cellular component: cytoplasm; NatA complex. Gene Ontology annotation, biological process: N-terminal peptidyl-methionine acetylation.
AUCACGAGUGAACCGCUUCGGCGAGAACUUUUUUUAGCAGAAAAAGCGAGACAUCGCAAGUGCGAGUUUUGUGUGUGGUGCCGCAGCAGCAGAGGAAAACCAUCGUGAACCUGCAAAUUUGUCUCCUCCGGAGCACUAAAAUAUCACCUAUUGCUACUUUGGGAACCUGUGUAAGUUCGGACGUGUAUUACACUAGCUGUAAUCAGUGAAAUCGGACCGAAAAGAUGCCUUCCAGCGAUCCUUUGCCACCCAAGGAGAGUGCCCUGUUCCGCAAGAUUCUAAAAUGCUACGAGAUGAAACAAUAUAAAAAUGGGCUGAAGCUUGCGAAGCAGAUCCUCACCAAUCCGAAGUUCACCGAACAUGGUGAGACUUUGGCAAUGAAGGGUCUUACCCUGAACUGUCUUGGUCGAAAGGAGGAAGCGUACGAUUACGUUCGCCGAGGUCUACGAAACGAUCUUAAAUCGCAUGUCUGUUGGCACGUGUACGGUUUGCUGCAGCGGUCGGACAAAAAGUACGAGGAAGCCAUCAAAUGCUACCGGAAUGCGCUCAAGUGGGAAAAGGACAACAUCCAAAUUCUGCGUGAUCUGUCGCUGCUGCAGAUACAGAUGCGGGAUCUCGAGGGAUACCGAGAUACUCGUCAUCAUCUGUUCAAGUUGCGCCCGUCGCAGCAUGCUUCGUGGGUCGGUUUUGCCAUGAGUUACCAUCUGCUGGGAGAUUACGAAACAGCCAUGAACAUCCUGGAAACCUUUCGAGCCUCGCAAACUGUGGAAACAUACGACUACAAGCACAGUGAAUUACUUCUAUACCAGAACCAAGUGAUUCAAGAAUCGGGCAACUACGAGAAGGCGUUGCAACACCUGAAAGAGUAUCAAUCACAAAUCCUAGAUACGCUCGCAGUAAAAGAGACCAUGGGUGAACUGUGCCUUAAGCUCAAUCGCCACGAGGAAGCCGUUGGGGUGUAUCAAGACUUGAUCAAGCGAAACCCGGAAAAUAUCGCCUAUUAUCAGCAGUAUCUGAAGGCACUGCAAGUGGAAGAUGGACCCGACGUGAUUGCAGCGUACCAGAAAAUACAAACCGAAUAUCCGCAGUCCUUCUGUGCCAAACGGUUACCAUUGGAUGUUGCCCAAGAUGAUGCCUUCCGUACGUUGAUCGAUGAACACCUCCGACGAAAUCUUCGAAAGGGUGUUCCACCUCUGUUCGUGAACCUGCGCUCUCUGUAUCGGGACGAGAAAAAGGUCCGUGUCAUUUCGGAGCUGGUCGAAGACUAUCAUCAGAAUUUGACUAGCAGUGGUUACUUCUCUGCUGCUGACAAGGAACAAAAUCUGCUCAAGGAGCCGGCCUCUGCAUUGUUGUGGACUCUGUUCUAUCUGGCACAGCACUAUGACCACCUACGGGAAUCGGAGAAGGCAUUAGACUUUAUAAACGCGGCCAUCGAUCAUACUCCGACGCUGAUCGAGCUCUUCGUCACCAAGGGCCGCAUCUACAAACACGCUGGCGAUGUUCUGGAAGCGGUCAAAUGGAUGGACGAAGCACAAAGUCUCGAUACGGCUGAUCGUUAUAUCAAUUCAAAGUGCGCAAAGUACAUGCUACGUGCCAAUCAGAUCAAGGAAGCGGAGGAAAUUUGCGCCAAGUUUACCCGGGAGGGCGUUUCGGCUAUGGAAAAUCUUAACGAGAUGCAAUGCAUGUGGUUCCAGACGGAAUGUGCCCUCUCCUACCAGCGGUUAGAAAAGUGGGGCGAAGCGUUGAAAAAGUGCCACGAAAUCGAUCGACAUUUCUCAGAAAUCAUCGAAGAUCAGUUUGACUUCCAUACGUAUUGCAUGCGUAAGAUGACACUCCGCUCUUAUGUCGGUUUGCUAAGGUUAGAAGACGUUUUACGAAGGCAUCCUUUCUAUUUCAAAGCUGCCAAGUGCGCCAUUGAGGUCUAUCUUCGCCUUUUCGAUAAACCCCUACCCGCAGAAUCAGCUGAAGAAGAACUGGAUAUUGAAAACCUACCGCCAUCGGAACUGAAAAAAUUGCGCAACAAACAACGCAAAGCUGCGAAAAAGAAGGCCGAACAGGAAAAUGCUCAAGCUGCACAGGCAAACCAGAAAAAGGAACAACACAACAAGCAGCGGAACCAGAAUCAAGAUGGAGAUCCAGAAGCACCGCAAUUGGACGAACUGAUACCGGAUAAACUGGCCCGACCGGAAGAUCCUCUCGAAAAGGCGAUCGAGUUCCUUCGACCGCUACAACAGCUUGCCAAAGAGAACAUCGAAACCCACCUGAUGGCUUUCGAAAUCUAUUGUCGCCGAGGCAAGCUGCUGUUAAUGUUGCAAUCCCUGAAACGAGCUCGUGCUAUCGAUCAGAACAAUCCUACAUUGCACAGCUGUCUGAUACGGUUUCACAAGAUUUUAGAAAGUAAAACCGCAGGCAACGAGCUGGAUGAAACCGUAAAAAUGGUCAUCGAUAGGGAAUGGGAAAAACUCUUCCGGGGAUCGAAGUCCGCUGCUGCGAUCAACGAUGGCUAUCUGGCGGCGAACGGUGACAACGCAGAAGCUAGAUAUGAAGUCGCCAAGAUUAUGCACCAGUUAGAUGAAAAGAGACGGAACGAAGCGGUCAAAUUGCUUACAUCUGCGGACUUGAAAAAAGUAACACUAGAGGACGUGACAAAGGUGUUUCUCCUGCUGAAAUCCGGCUUCUUCGGAGGCCUUACUGAGGAUCAAAUCGAUGCAUUCAAGAAGAGCUGCCAGAAACGAUUCCCGCUCGCGGUUAUAUUCGCCGAUGUUGCCUCUACCGUUGCCACCCUCACCACUACCCAAUCAUCGUCGCCGACCUCCUCGGCGACAGUCACUACCAGUGCUACCGGAAUAACCAUGUGUCCGGUCGAACAACAGUCGAAAGCCACCCCCUCACAACAGCAAAACAAAGGAAGUGAAAUAAAAGCAAACUAACACGCAUAAGAGAGAUUCAAACAGCCGAUACCGAAAAAAUAGAGGAUCUAGCAUUGCCGUUUUCGAUGUCUGAAAAUGGUAGACCGCAUCAAGUGGAAUGACAGUUUAGUUUUUUUUUUAAUCUUAUUCAUGAGAACUAUUUUAGCUCUGCUAUCAAACAGAAGUUCUACGAGAUGAUUUACUACGAACAUAAUUUACUUAGUUAUACAGUCAGGACUAAACAAGAACAAAACAUUGGACUGUCGGCCACAUUGCCAUACAUAUGAAUCGCUCGCAAUGAGUGCACCAUUUCACAGUAUCCUUUCGUUUUGAGUGUAGAUCAUUCAUUUUCAGCAUUGUGCAAGAGGGAAGGCUGAAUUUGCCUCGCCUCUAUUUCCAGUAAAUGGAAUUUUUCAAAUGGGACGUAGAUAAUACAAUUCUGUGUAUCGCUAUGCCUCAUAUUUGUUUCUGUGACAUUAUUUUGAUUUAGGUGCAUAUAGAAUGCAGUAGUUUAGCCACUAAAACAUUUCUGUAAUAUAGGAAUAUGAGAAUUAUAAAAUACAAAACUGGUUGAUUUUCCCCCUUUCGUUCCUUUGUGUAUAUUAUACAGAACGAUUUCAACUCGACUCCGACUAUUUUUUAACUUCAUGACUCAUAAGACAUUCGUUCGACUUUAACAGAAAUUUUGUCCUAUGAUCAUUCGCAAUCCUCGUACUCAGUCAGAGCAGAACCUAAUCUAAUCACAGUCCUUGCGAACCAGAAUCGUUUUGCGUGAUGACAACACACAACUAACGUAUAAAAUGAGAAUGGCUUUGUUAGCUAGGAAAGGGCAGAAAAUUCGUAUGAAGUCGUUUUUUUUAAAUCUACACAAACAAAAUAUAGUUGGGUAUAGCCGCAAACAACAUAACAAAUCAGACGUGUGAACUCGAAACCCGAAUAUUAGAAGGAGCUUAGAAAAUAUCA